GUGAGGAGUGAGGAAGCGGGGGCGAGUGUGAGUGAGGGUAAAAAGAGGACAGCUACACAGCUUGUCCUUAAACGCACGCUCAAUUUGGAUAUCUGAGGGAUUGAUGAAAAGGACCGGGACGCGUUUGAGGUGUCUCAAUGGAGAGCUGUGGUCGGGACUCUCCUGGGAUCUGGAUUAGGACAUAAAGGAUCCAUUCAUAGUGAAUCUACAGGGGGAAAAAAAGUCGACGCAAACCUGAGAUUGUGCUAGAAGUCUCGUAAUGGAUUUUAGCAAGCUGGCAGCUUUCUGGAUCAUCUGCUUAUACUUGCUCUUGGACUGUCGAGCCGACAAGCUCGUUCAAGUCACCACAGAGCCCCAGCAACUUGACAACGAGCUGUGCCGAAUCGACGAGCCCCUGUGCCAUGACGAAAACGCCAUCCUGAGCUUCGAGUCCAUCCGGAACAUCCACAAGCAGAUGGACGACGACGCUAACGGAAACGUGGACGUCGCCGAGACAGACGGGUUUUUGCGAGAGGACCUGAACUAUCAUGACCCCAAAGCCAAACACAACACCUUCCAUGGGGAUGACCAGUUCAUCAGUGUGGAGGACCUGUGGAACGCAUGGAAGGGCUCGAAAGUGUAUAACUGGACAGUGGACGAGGUGGUAGAGUGGCUGGAAGCGUACGUGGAGCUGCCGCAGUACGCGGAAGCCUUCCGCAAAAUGAACUUUAACGGGACGUCCAUGCCUCGUCUGGCGGUGAAGAACUCAACUCUGGCGGUUACUGUGCUGAAGAUCCUGGACCGCAGUCACGCACAGAAACUUCAGCUUAAGGCUCUGGACACUGUUCUGUUUGGAGCACCAAUGAUGAACAGCCAUAACCAUUUGAAGGACUUCAUGCUGGUGGUGUCAAUAGUCAUCGGUAUGGGUGGCUGCUGGUUCGCGUACAUCCAGAACCGCUACUCCAAAGACCACAUGAAGAAGAUGAUGAAAGACCUGGAAGGAUUACAGAGGGCCGAGCAGAGCCUCCACGACCUCCAGCAAAAGCUGCGGAUCGCCCAGGAGGAGCACCGCACGGUGGAGGUGGAGAAGGUAAACCUGGAGCAGAAACUCAGGGACGAGAUUAACACGGCCAAGCAGGAGGCUCAGAGGCUGCGCGAGCUGCGGGAGGGAACCGAGAACGAGCUCAGCCGGCAGAAAUACGCAGAGGAAGAGCUGGAACAGGUACGCAUGGCCCUGAAGAAGGCAGAGAAAGAGCUGGAGUCGCGCAGCAGCUGGUCUCCGCCUGAAGCUCUGCAGAAAUGGCUGCAGCUCACGCACGAGGUGGAAGUGCAGUACUACAACAUCAAGAAGCAGAACGCUGAGAAACAGCUGCUAAUUGCCAAAGAGGGGGCAGAGAAAAUAAAAAAGAAGAGGAACACGCUGUUCGGGACGUUUCACGUGGCACACAGCUCCUCGCUAGAUGAUGUGGAUCACAAAAUCCUGGCAGCGAAGCAGGCUCUGGCCGAGGUGACGGCUGCCCUGAGAGAGCGGCUGCACCGGUGGCAGCAGAUCGAGAUGCUGACAGGUUUCACGGUAGUGAAUAAUCCGGGUCUGCCCUCGCUGGCCUCCGCCCUCAACCUCGACCCCAGCUUCAUGGGCGGCCGCGCCACGCCGCAGGCCUUCGUCAUGUCCGAAGACAUGGAUGACAUGGACGAGGACAUUGUCCCACCCGGACCUCUGCAAUCUCCCAGUAUGAUAUCUCUUCGCCAGAGGCACAUUGACCCGCAGCUGGCCAUGGGCUCUCAGAGGUUGGUAGAGAGCAGCCAUGCGGCUGGAGGCCACCAAGGGGAGGGCAGCUCAUACCCGCCGUCCUGGCCCAGGCCCAGCCUGCGCCAAUCUCAUGGCCAGGUUGAUACACUGGGCCUCGCUGUCUCGCACCCCUCCAUAUUCUGUGCCUCCUCUUCUCUUUAUUCCUCCUCCCCCCACUCUUUCUCAUCAUCCGCUCCUCAUUCCGCCUUCUAUCACUCGACUUUCCAGCCGUUGGACCCCAUCCCAGACUCGCCUCCUCGGCGCAGUAGAAGCUUUGGGGACUUGAAUCGCUCCGAUUCGGAUUCCUCCCUGUCCGUAUCUCAGACCAGCGAACAGCUACGGCUGUCUUUGAGCUCCAAGACUCCUCCCAUGAAACCCACGUCUCUCAUUCACGGUUCCUACUCGCGUUCCGAGGAGUCGGCCCCCUUCCACACCCCGAAUGGAGGAAACCGAGUCACGGGCGGCUCUCCCGACGGAUGCCCGGACAGCCCGAUCCUAAUGAAAAAGAUCUACGGCAUCGGGAAGUCGUCCAGCAUGAGCGAGAUCCACGGGUCCAUGUCGGAAUCGUCACGUUCUUUAAGCCCGAACUCCACCGAGCCGGACACGCCAUCUCCUACCAUGCUUCCGGGGAUGGCUGUGCCAAAAAGCGGGAGUCGCGUCCCUCAGGUCUCGUCAAGGAAAAGCCCGCUGGAGGAAGACAGCGCCUCGACAGGGGAAGACACCGACUCCACGAGCCGCAAGAAACACACCACGUUCAAGAUCUUCAAGAAGCAGAAGAAGUAACAAGGGUUCAGUUUAGAGACUGCUCGAAACGAUGCAUCUGUACUCCAUUAUUACAAUGGAAGUCCCAGUUAUUUGUGUAGUGGCACACGGGAAUGCCUUGGCAGGAUUUUUUUUUUUCUUUUUUUUUUUUUAGGUACUGCUCAUAGGGGACUUAGGGGACUUUUUAUUCCUCUUCUUCUCAGUCAGUUUUGUUUUGUCUUUAAAGGAUCUAACUCCAGGAUGUCAGUGGGACGUGGGAACGUAAAGUUAUUUAUUCUACCGCAGGCAGUGCAUCGUUGUUUCUCCCCAGACUCUCGCUGUUUUCCUUGUACACUUCUUGAUCGGCUUGCAUGUCUUGGCUGAAAUUUUUUGAAUGCUCCUAAAUGUUUGCUUGGUUCUCGUUUUCCUGCAGCUUGAACACACAUUAUCAGGUGUUCUGUUUCAGACAGAAGACUUUGUGUUCUGUCAUUUUAUGUUUUUGUUUUUUUUUUGUCCUGGGAAAUGUUAACUAAUGGACAAUUUAAAGGCAGCGUAUGUGAUCAGUGUUAAAGGCAAAAGGGAGCAAAAAUAAAUAAAUGAAAAAAGAAUGAAAAAAGAAUAAAAUAAUAAUAAAAGGGCUUAAUCAUCA
This is a messenger RNA of Clarias gariepinus (North African catfish), 3158 nucleotides long. RefSeq names its product stromal interaction molecule 1a (gene stim1a). The record is from RefSeq and is a predicted model, not a curated record. The transcript is spliced from 14 exons. Gene Ontology annotation, molecular function: calcium channel regulator activity; calcium ion binding; protein binding. Bases 260 to 2551 code for a protein of 763 amino acids. Gene Ontology annotation, biological process: store-operated calcium entry; activation of store-operated calcium channel activity; intracellular calcium ion homeostasis. NCBI's taxonomy places the organism in Eukaryota, Metazoa, Chordata, Actinopteri, Siluriformes, Clariidae. Gene Ontology annotation, cellular component: plasma membrane; endoplasmic reticulum.